AACACAGAUGCUGUUCAGUUUUUUGUGGACUACCAGAAAAGUGUGGGAAAUUAUAUUGUUGAUGUUGAUGGCAAUGUCCUGCUGGAUUUAUACACACAGAUUGCUAGUAUUCCUUUGGGGUACAACCAUCCUAGAAUAAUCAAAGUAUUAACAGACCCAGGGAACCUUAGCUCAUUUGUCAACAGACCAGCCCUGGGAAUUUUCCCACCUGCAGAUUUUGUGAAGAACAUGACGGAGUCCUUGUUAUCUGUGGCACCACCAGGCUUAAGACAAGUGCAGACAAUGGCCUGUGGAGCCUGCUCCAUAGAACAUGCACUGAAAGCUGCAUUUAUGACAUACCAGAGAAGAAUACGGGGAGGCAAACCACCAACUAAAGAAGAGCUGGAAACAAGUUUAUUAAACAAGCCACCAGGAAAUCCAAAUCUUUCUGUUCUCUCAUUCAAGAACGCCUUUCAUGGAAGAACGAUGGGUGCUUUGGCAUUGACGCAUACUAAGUGGUCACACAAACUUGAUUUCCCAAGUCCUGACUGGCCAAUUGCAUCUUUUCCUCAACUGAAGUAUCCGCUGGAGGACUUUGUGCAGGAGAAUAAAAAAGAGGAAGCUAGAUGCUUGGCAGAGGUUGAAGAGCUCAUUGGUGUCUACAGUAAGAAAGGUAACCCUGUUGUCUGUAUUGUAACUGAGCCCAUACAGUGUGAAGGGGGAGAUAACUUUGCAAGUGCAGAAUUUUUUCAAGGACUGCAAGAUAUUUCCAGAAAAAACAAUAUUUCUUUCCUGAUUGAUGAGGUGCAGACUGGCGCAGGAACAACUGGCAAGUUCUGGGUGCAUGAGUAUUUUAAUCUGAGAGAUCCACCAGAUCUUGUGACAUUUGCCAAGAAAAUGCUGACCGGUGGAUUUUACUACCGGGAUCAUUUAAGGCCUACUGAGGGCUACCGCAUUUUCAACACCUGGGUUGGCGACCCUUCCAAGGUGGUAAUGCUGAAAGAGGUCAUAAAUGUGAUCAAGGAAGACGGUCUCCUUGCAAGAACAGAAGACACUGGCAAAUAUCUGCUUAAGGCAUUGUUAGAUGCACAGACUCGCUAUCCUCAGCUUGUGUCAAGAGCGAGAGGACUGGGUGCUAUAGCAGCUGUGGACCUUCCUGAUGCUCAGACAAGAGACAAAGCAAUUGUGAAACUGAGAGAGCUAGGUGUUCAUCUGGGUUCCUGUGGGACUUCGACUCUGAGGCUCCGACCGACACUGACACUAGAAAGAAAACAUGUGGACGUGUUCACUGAGAGGUUUGAUAAAGUAUUGAAAAACCUGUGA
Candidula unifasciata is the source of this 1302-nucleotide messenger RNA. Lineage: Eukaryota; Metazoa; Mollusca; Gastropoda; Stylommatophora; Geomitridae. The record is from the annotation of a GenBank genome assembly.